Ruditapes philippinarum (Manila clam) is the source of this 4085-nucleotide messenger RNA. RefSeq lists its product as uncharacterized. Bases 610 to 3825 code for a protein of 1071 amino acids. Lineage: Eukaryota; Metazoa; Mollusca; Bivalvia; Venerida; Veneridae. The transcript has 34 exons. The record is from RefSeq and is a predicted model, not a curated record.
CCCUUUAGAAAUUGUUAUCUGUAACUGUUAAAAACUGUUCACUUCCCUUGGAAUCAAAGGUAUUUAAAGCGUUUUGGAUUAGGUAAAAGUCAUACUGCCUAUUUGAUAGUGGCUUUGACAAUUUUUUAGGAUAUCUCGUAAUUUUUUAAUAGGAGCUGCCACUGUUGUUAAAUGGAUUACACUGUGCUUCUAGUUAUUCUAAGCGCAGUCAGUAUUCAAGGUACCCCAGAUGACGAUUUUAAGGUAUUUGCUGAAAGGUAUUGGCGAUGGCGCCUAGAAGAUGUACCGGAACUCGCCUCUAGUAUUGACGUGCACGAUUUCGAUGACCGAGUGGAACAGUUCACCCUUGAUAUAUUAGAUACUAGGAAGGACAAAGUGUCGAGUUUCUUAAAAGAGCUCGGCAGCACCAUCGACAGAAAUGGUCUAAGUCCAGCAAGGAAAAUAAGUUAUGACGUCCUUAAAGACACGCUUGAAACGUACCUCGCUGGAUAUAAAUGGAAAAGUUAUGGGCCAAUGAACCCUGUCAACUUUUCUUGAAGGACUUUGGACGGAUCCGCGUCUGCUGCGCCGACCAACCCGAAGACAUAUGAUGAGUUUUACAACUACAUUAUGAGGAUAUAUGGCUGGGGUGAUCAGGCAUUAAACUAUAUAAAGCGCAUGCGCAUAGCCAUUGAUAACGGAACAACCAAUCACUGGGUAUCAAUGGACGGUACUCUUAAUUCAAUAGAUAAGCUUGUAGGCUCAAGUGUCAUGGACAGUCCAAUGUAUGAACCAUUGAAUGAAACUCUGGAAAAUACAAACCUUCCAGAAGCUAACAAGACCGCUCUUAAACAAACUGCUAAUUUAACCAUGCCGUCAUUCCGUGAAAGUUUUAAAACACUACACAGAUUUAUUUUAGAGGAGUACAAGAAUGCGACAAGGAAUGGGUAUGGUGUUAAUUCCUUGCCUAACGGAGUAGAGUAUUAUAAGGCAUGUUUAAAAUGGCAUCUCUCUAUAGACAUCAGCCCCGAAGAAAUACACCAGAAAGGACUUCAGGAGGUGGCACGAAUCAACAAAGAGAUGCAGCAGGUUAUGACUGGUCUCAAUUAUACUGGCAGCAUCAAAGGGUUUUUCGAGAAGUUGAGCAAUGACUCUAGAUUUAUCAUUGAUUCACCGGACGAGACCCUGAAACGAUUUACAUUUAUCAUCAACGAUAGAAUAAAACCUAAACUUCCUUUACUCUUUAAGAAUAUUCCGGAUAGUCCGAUUGUUGUGAAAGAAAUGCCAUACGAUGGUCCAGGAGGAACGUAUUCAUUUGGCUCACCAGAUGGUUCCAGACCUGGAGUAUUUUAUGCUAAUGUACGACGACCAAAAGAUAACCCAACUUACAACAUGGUGGCAUUAGCUUUGCACGAAGCAGAUCCUGGUCAUCAUUUACAGGAUAUAUAUGCCCAGCAUUCUGUCGGGACACCUACUUUUCAGAAAGUGAUCGACUACACCAAGUAUUUCUCUGUUCCCUACCAUUUUCCCUUUUACACAUCGUUCACUGAGGGCUGGGGAUUAUAUGCAGAGUCUUUGGGAGAAAAAGAUCAGCUUGACAUUUACAAAGAUGAUUAUGAAAUGAUGGGACGCUACAGUUUUGAGAUUUUCCGGGCGUGUCGUCUAGUAGUAGACACAGGGCUCCAUUACUAUAACUGGAGCAGGGACAGAGCUAUAGAGUACAUGUUGAAUUACACGUCAUUUUCCCGCUCCUCAAUAGAGAUAGAAAUUAACCGUUAUAUAACAUGGCCUGGUCAAGCAACAGCCUACAAGAUCGGAGAACUGAAAAUUAAAGAAUUGAGACAAAAAGCGAUGGAUGCAUUAGGACCAAAAUUUGAUAUAAGAGACUUUCAUUCUGUGGUCUUAGACAAUGGUGCUAUUCCUUUGUCUGUUCUUGAGCGUCUAAUUGAUGAAUGGAUUGUUGAAGUAAACACAGAAGCUGAUAGCUUAGAAAAGAUAAUGAGUGAGUUUUGGAGUUGGCGGAUGAAAAAUUCACCGGAAUUUUCAACAACAUUACAAAUGUAUAAGUACAACGAUCAGCUUAAUUCCUACGCGUAUGAUAAAUUUGAAACUGACAGGGUAGGUGCACAGGGUUUUCUUGACCGUCUAUCGAACAUUGAUAAAUCAACACUACAAGAUGACAAAAAGAUAUCCUAUGAUAUACUGAAAGACAUGCUUGAUGUUUUCCUGGCUGGAUACAAAUGGAAAGACUAUGAGCCAUUAAACCCCUUUAACUUUUUGGAGGGUUGGACUGUAGGGUUUGAUUUGUUUUUGUCUGGAACGCCGUUCGAUACACAAGGCGAUUUUGUGAAUUAUGCAAGACGAUUGGAGCUUGCACCUAAACAAUUAGAGGAGAUGAUGAACCUUACAAGAAUGGCAAUUGCUAAUGGUCAUACAAGUCACAAUGCUUCAAUUUCCAGGGUUCCAAAACAGCUUGCAAACAUGAUACAGACAGAUCCAGUACAAUCAGAGCUCUAUAAACCAGUGAAUAAAUCUAUUUCAAAGGUCUUCCCCGACACAAAAUAUAGGUCUAUUGCAGAAGAAAGAAUAAAGGAUGCUAUUAUAGCAUUUAUGCAUAAGUUGACCGAAGUGAAAACAUUUAUUGAAACUGAAUAUAUGCCUAAAACAAGACGCGGACUUGGUAUUGGGUCAUUACCAAACGGAAAAGACAAUUACAAAGCAUGCUUACUAUUUCAUACGUCAAUAGAUAUCAGCCCAGAAGAUGUUCAUAACAAAGGUCUAUCUGAGGUCGCUAGAAUAGAAAAGCUUGUUCAGGAAAAAACGUUUAAUACUUUCGCCGUUGUUUUUCAGAGAAUGAAUAAUAUUGGAUUCCCAAGCACAACAACUAUUCCAGAAAUGUACCAAAAUAUUACUAAAGAUACGAGAUUUCUGUUGAAUACAUCUGAAGAGACUUUAGCUCGGUUUAAGAGCAUCAUUUACGACAGAAUACAGCCAAAGAUUUCAAAAUACAUAAGCAAUCCUCCAAACCUACCACUCGAAGUCCGAGCAUCAGCAUCAGAUGGUGUAGGAGGUGAAUACUGGACUGGUACGGCAGAUGGAUCCAGACCGGGUAUAUUCUAUGCUAACGUCCAUAAACCCGAAUAUAACCCUACUUAUAAGAUGGUUUCGUUAAGUCUACAUGAAGCUAUACCUGGUCAUCACCUUGCAGAAAGUUAUGGUAUUCUGUCAGACGUACCGGAGUUUAGAAAACAUUUUGAAUGGAUAAGUUAUAAUGUCCCAUAUUUCUUCCCAUUCUAUAAUGCGUUUGCUGAGGGCUGGGCAUUAUAUGCUGAGUUUCUUGGUGAGGAGAUGGGGAUAUAUGAAGACGACUACGAAAUGCUUGGUAGAUAUAGUGACGAAAUGUUGAGGGCUACAAGACUUGUGAUUGAUUCUGGGAUACACUAUUACAAUUGGACACGGGAAAGGGCAAUCAACUACAUGCUUAAUUAUACUGCCGAGACUGCUGACUCGGCUGCUAUUGAAAUUGAUCGGUAUGCGACGUGGCCAGGCCAGGCUUGUGGGUAUAAAAUAGGAGAAUUGAAAAUAAAAGAGUUAAGAAAGAAAGCAUCUGAUGCACUAGGAGAUAAGUUCAACCUUGCAGAUUUUCAUUACACAGUCUUAAGGAAUGGUGCAAUGCCUCUAGGCAUUUUGGAAACUACCGUUGAUGAAUGGAUCAGUACAGUGAAACAUGAUCAAAUUUCUGAGCCACCUAAAUGCGAGGACCCUAUAACAAGCAAAUCAACGGCUAUUGUUUGUAAUAUAAUAAUAUUGCUAAUGUGUUUAGGCUUUAUAACUUUAAUGGUUUAACAAUUAUGAGGAGACACAUUUUCAGCACAUUGUAUUAUAUUAUAUAAACCACUAUUACAAUCAUUAAUCUCUAUGAACUUAUUUCUAAUUACAUUUCAAUUUUAUUGAAUGUUUGGCUAAAAUCUUGUCAUUACAUUCUUUUCUGCUAAAGCUGAAUGUUACAGAUAAUUUAUCAAAAUAUGAGCGUCUUUAAUUUGUAACUGUUUGUAUUUAGUUUAAUCAGCAGCUAUUUUUUUUAAUUCCAUGUGCCUAUGGUUCAU